AUGCGCUGUCUUCGACACCCUUUUCCUGGGCGACAAUGCGAUGUCCUUCAAUUGCGCAGCAACAUACUUGGUUUCGUCGCGGCACACGAUGUGUGUCCGUUACACUGCUCAAGUUGCUUCUAUGCUGCAGACACGGGUGUGCGCACUGGCUCCUUGCAUUCGGAUGUCAGUAGCCGGGUCACAUUCGCUUCGAUAGGGCCAAGACGCUUGUUGCGAGGUCUUGUCUGCGCUUUGUGCCUUCGUCUGCGUUCACCGGUGCCGAGAUGUGGAAACCUUAACCCUCUCUAUAGCCAGAACAUCCUCAUCGCAGCUUCGCUCACGGCAAUUGGCGGCCGCUAUGUCGUCUGCUACGUAUGCGUUGGCUUGCCAUCGCCGAACCUUCUGCCAAGCUGGGUUUCCGUCGGGUUGCAUGUGCGUCUGCUACGCCGUACAGUACAGCGCCUUGCAGGACGGGCGAUGGUCGCGCCUGUCGAUUUUCUGCUCUGCAUGCGCAUUGAGUCACUCAAUGCCACGGAGCCCGAGAACUUGCUGUUAGUCGCGUCUCUUGUCUACCCCCGUGUUGCUGUGCUACCGAGAAUCAUCACUGAGCGAGACUUGCAGGCUCGCAUUGGGGGCCAAGAUCUCCCGAUGCAGGGCGACCCCAGGUUUGUCGUGCUCGCCAACCACAAUGCCAGGCUCUCCCCGUUGCUGUAUCACUAUGAAUCAAUGGGCCACUGCCACGUAUAA
Cordyceps militaris CM01 is the source of this 726-nucleotide messenger RNA. RefSeq lists its product as uncharacterized. The transcript has 3 exons. NCBI's taxonomy places the organism in Eukaryota, Fungi, Ascomycota, Sordariomycetes, Hypocreales, Cordycipitaceae. The coding region runs from base 1 to 726 and encodes 241 amino acids. The record is from RefSeq and is a predicted model, not a curated record.